AUGGUUUACAUCGAGAAGGCCAUAUUUAAAGACAUAAGCUAUGAAGUUAUCUUACAACUAGUGUUCAUUAUCCCACAGUCUUUGUGCUACUCGUUUCAAUGGCAAACAAAGCGAUUCGACGCUGAGCAAGUGCAUCAAGAGUUGCCAACGGAAGUACCCUCAGAGCCCAGAGGAGCGAGAUAUCGGGCUUGUCAGCAGCAUUGCGAGAGCACUGAACUGCAGCACCGCCCUGAGUGCAGACAACAGUGCAUAGACAAGUACAAAAAGGAACGAAAAGAUGAUAACCCUUAUGCGUUCGAGGAGCAACACUUCACUACGUUAAUUGAGUCUCAGCAUGGCAGCCUCAGAAUUCUUCAGAAGUUCCUGGAUCAUUCCAAGCUUUUAUCAGGCAUCAACAGCUUCCGUUUUGGAUUUCUUGAGGUCGGUCCUCACGCGCUUCUUGUCCCUAGCCAUCUGGAUGCGGACCUUCUUAACGUUAUUCUUCGAGGAAGGGGAAGAAUCAGCUUGUUGCGUCCCGGUGGAAGGCAGAGUGUGAAUCUCAGAGUAGGAGAUAUUAUCAGAGUUCCUGCAGGAACAACUACUUAUCUGAUCAAUAGUGACAAUAACGAGAAGCUUAUCAUAGCCAAGCUCAUCCAGCCUAUCUCCACGCCAGGCGAAUUCGAGCCGUUCUUUGGAGUUGGAGCGAAAAAUCCAGAGUCCUUCCUCAGGGCUUUCAGCGCUGAGAUACUGGAAGCCGCAUUAAAAAGGGACAAGUUUCAGAGGUUGCUUGAUGCACAGAAGGGUGAUUUUAUUGUGAAGGCUUCGGAAGAGCAGAUCAGGGCUCUAGACAAGAAAGACGAGGUAGGAGGUAAAGGCAUAUGGCCUUUGCCUUUUGGUGGUGGUGAAUCAGAGAACAAGAUUAAUAUUUUAAGGCAAAAUCCUGUUGAAUCGAAUGAGUUUGGUGAGCUCCGCGAGGUUAAACCCAGUGACUUUAGGCCGCUCGAAGAAUUUGAUGUCACUGUUUCCUUUGCUAACAUCACACAGGGAGGCAUGUCAACUAUCUUCUUCAAUUCCAAGGCAAUUAAGAUCUCUGUGGUGACGAAUGGAGCUGGGGAACUUCAGAUGGCAUGUCCGCACUUGGCACAGGAACAGGGCCAAGGACAGCAAGGCCAUGGUGGCUCUCAGGAGGGCCAAGGACAACAAGGCCGUGGAGGCUCACAGGAGCAGGAGCAGGGCCAAGGAGGCCGUGGUGGCUCCCAGGAGGGACAAGGACAACAAGGGCGUGGAGGCUCCCAGGAGCAGGAGCAGGGCCAGGGCCAAGGAAGCCGCGGUGCUUCCAACAACCAGAAUCUUGAGGUUCUCUGCUUCGAGAUCAACGCUAGAAACAAUGGGAGAAUUGCUCUUGCAGGGCAAGACAACAUAUUCCAACAGAUGGAGAAGGUUGCAAAGGAGCUGGCUUUCAACAGACCAUCUCAAGAAGUGGAUGAGAUAUUAAGGGCAAACAAGAAGAAAUGGUUCUUCAAGGGUCCUAACCAGCAGCAACCAGGCUGCGCCUACGAGUGA
Molecule: messenger RNA, 1542 nt
Organism: Daucus carota subsp. sativus
Lineage: Eukaryota; Viridiplantae; Streptophyta; Magnoliopsida; Apiales; Apiaceae
Product: vicilin Cor a 11.0101-like
Exons: 8
Coding region: 1-1542 (513 amino acids)
Source: RefSeq, a predicted model, not a curated record